This is a messenger RNA of Exophiala dermatitidis NIH/UT8656, 2376 nucleotides long. RefSeq names its product meiotic recombination protein SPO11. The transcript is spliced from 6 exons. The record is from RefSeq and is a predicted model, not a curated record. Bases 970 to 2130 code for a protein of 386 amino acids. Gene Ontology annotation, biological process: meiotic DNA double-strand break formation; reciprocal meiotic recombination; meiotic DNA double-strand break processing. Gene Ontology annotation, molecular function: ATP binding; DNA topoisomerase type II (double strand cut, ATP-hydrolyzing) activity; DNA binding. Gene Ontology annotation, cellular component: nuclear chromosome. Lineage: Eukaryota; Fungi; Ascomycota; Eurotiomycetes; Chaetothyriales; Herpotrichiellaceae.
AUAUUCGCAUGCCCAGUUCCCUGGAGGCAGUUGGAGUCGGGAGUAGAAUUCGAGGCAGUUUUCGAUUGAAUCUGAGAGAGUCGAGGGAGGAGGAAGAUCAGGGAGAUUCUGCCUGCAUUGUUAGCUUCGACACUCUUGAUCGAAUGUUUCUUUUUGCCCAAUUGCGCCCUUACUGUCGGUAGACCCAGGAAAUACUUGUCGGCGGUGCUUUGUGGCCAUGCUUCCACUUCCUUAUCGGUCUUCAAGUAGUGCCACGUCUGCCGGCCCGACUCGGCCAGAAGUCUCCAUCUGGAACGAUCGGUUUUCUCGCUGGAGGGAUCCAGGUCGCAUCUGUUGGCAUUUCCAUUGGCGAACCCGUUGGGCGCGCCGUCCGCCGCCUUCUCGGGGGACUGGCGUGUCCGCACCAUGGUCAAACAGCAACUUAUUCCACCCCGGACUUGUUAAAGGACAUUUUGCAUUGACACGCGGCGGUUAGGGAGAUGGUUGACGCGAAGUCUGCUGGUACUAAAUAAGGUUCCUCAUAACGUGGCACCCGGGAACUGACAAACUGGCGCCACUCGGAGUCUGGGGAAAUAAAUUCUACAAACGAUCGGAGGCGGUGGAGGACCGGACCAGAUCCGUUUAGCUCCCGUCAGUCAGGCCAGGAACGCAGCGUCAGGUACCACAACUACAGCCAGGGACUACAAAGGUAUUUGUAUACAUUUGCCUACAGCUGGGGGUUGGAGGCAGCGGCUGCUAUUACUGUUCUGUUCUGCACUGUUUGUACGGUAGAUCUCCGGGACCUGCGAGUGACAAGGCACCGGAAGAUCCCUGCGCCCUGGGGUGGAUAGUAGUGUCAUGCUUCCCUUUUCCCACCACCGACUCUGAUCGGUCCUGUCACUGUUGUGGAUCCGGUAAUGCAUUGUUCCCAAAGAAUUCGUCCAGAUGUGUCUUUGAACUCUGCCCAAAAGAAUCAUUAACACGGCUGCGAUGGCAAGCCAAACAUCAUGGCAGCCCGAUUCUAGCAGCCUUUUGGAAGAGCCAGUAACGACUGCUAGUAUUUCGCCAGAGAAGCAGAGAGUCUUGAGUUAUAUUGCAGACACAUUUAACAAUAUUCUACGCGACAUCAGAGCACGCCCAAGCGGUAGACCGGUCAUAAUCCUCAAGCGCAUCGUUGCGGUCCAACCCUACUAUGACCGUCCGGACUCGAUGCGUGUGAAAUGCCACAUUCAAAGCCGCGAGAUGCGUUACCACUUCCCCGGAAAGAAUGCAGAUGAGGCCUGGCGGUUUGCUUGCGUCGGCCGGAUCUUGGGAGAGAUAAACAGUGCAAUCAGAGCGGGGAUCACAAUCACCAAGAGAGACAUCUACUAUCGUGAUCCAAUGCUGUUCAAACAACAAGAAACAGUAGAUCGGUAUGUGGAUGACAUCGCACAUACAUGUCAAGUCACCAGAAGAGACCUGAACGUGUGCGCCAGCCCCAAGGGGCUUGUGGCAGGCCUGGGUGAUGGCUCCGGAGGUCAAGUACCUACCCAUAUCCCGGACCACAGAAACAUGUUCUCUGAGGCCUCUCAUAUCGCCUGGAUUCUCGUCAUUGAGAAGGAGGCAACGUUCAAUACCCUUGUGGAAAAGGCUUUUCACCAACAUCCGGUGCUUGGGCCGGGACUUCUUGUAACGGCUAAGGGAUACCCAGACCUAGCAACCCGCCACUUCCUACGCAAUCUGGCCGACCAUGCUCGGACACCCAUCCAGAUAUUUGGAUUGUUCGACUGGGAUCCCGAUGGAAUCCAGAUUCUGAAAUGCUACCUGUAUGGCUCAAAGAGGCUCGCACAAGAGCAUUGCUGCAUUCUUCCAGAAAUGAAAUGGAUUGGCAUCAGAGCUCAUGACAUUCAUAGACUGGACGGCGCUACUCAAGAGUCGCUGCCAUUGUCCAUGAGGGACAGGGCGCUCGCCAGAUCUAUGUUGGCUAGCGAGGAGUGGAGGGAUGAGCUGGGCGAGAUAUUGCCCGGAUUGCAGGAAGCCACAGUCGAGAUCCAAAGACUGCUCAUGCUGAAUCGGAAAGCCGAGAUUCAGAUCCUGGAUCAGGGGGGCGGCGGGUUUGAACAAUGGUUGGUCGGAAAGCUGAGGAACCGCCUGGUAGAGACGGUGUUCUGAUAGAACGUCGAGCGAAGGGCGACAUAAUCUGUGUUCAAAGACCCAGUGACCGCCUCACUCCCUGUCUAACCUUCUUUUCAAACUCUGGACGUCGCUCUCUCCACAUUUUUGCGGCUUCUACGUUGGCCGGGCUCUCAUCGUUGGGCUCGGCCAACAUGGACAUGACGGAUAUAAGUAUUUUCUCCACGCUCUGUAUAGGUGACCACCGCUCAGACGCACUCUCGUAGUGGUUCGGAUCGUCGCCAG